Sardina pilchardus (European sardine) is the source of this 8090-nucleotide messenger RNA. RefSeq names its product TAO kinase 1a (gene taok1a). Bases 582 to 3677 code for a protein of 1031 amino acids. Gene Ontology annotation, molecular function: protein serine/threonine kinase activity; ATP binding. The transcript has 20 exons. Gene Ontology annotation, cellular component: cytoplasm. NCBI's taxonomy places the organism in Eukaryota, Metazoa, Chordata, Actinopteri, Clupeiformes, Clupeidae. Gene Ontology annotation, biological process: regulation of cytoskeleton organization; protein phosphorylation. The record is from RefSeq and is a predicted model, not a curated record.
GAGGAGGGGAGAGAAAAUCACAGUCCCAACACAAACAGUGAAAUAUAACUGCAAACUCCAUCUAAUACUGCGAGGCCUGUAAGCCAUCGGACUUCUCACAGGGCGUGGUUGCAGCUAGUUUUUAGAUUGUUUUUAGGAGUGUUCCCUCAUAUUUUCCUCGUCGGAUUUGACACGGAGGGAGUGAGUUGCCUGGCCGCCAUCUUUAGGACUUGUCCGUGAGGGGGAAAUCAAGCUUCUGGGCCACCGUUAGCCCUGGGGUGGAGUUUUAACAUUGUCAACUAGCAAAAUCAGGAACGUUAAGUUAUAAUCAAACCCUGUCGCUUAAAUACGCUUCAAAACUCGAUCGAAGGCAAGGUUAGACCUUCAUCAGACUUAUCCUAACUCUGAUCUGGAUGGACAGCACUUCUUGAUUCCAGGCAAUAUUCAGUCCUCUCAAAACUGGCCUGUCGGACGGGUGUGGAUCUGCAUGCAGCCGCUGUCCUGCAGAUGAGCCGUCGGUGGGGGCUGUCGCGUCGCAGUCGCAGACCCAGAUAGUCGCUGGUGGCUGCGCCGCGGCCCCUCGCCCGCCCCCCGCUCCCAGCAUGCACAAGGGCAUCCGCGCCGGGAGCCUCAAGGACCCCGACAUCGCCGAGCUCUUCUUCAAGGAGGACCCCGAGAAGCUCUUCUCCGACCUCCGCGAGAUCGGCCAUGGCAGCUUCGGCGCCGUCUACUUUGCUCGGGAUGUGCGGACCUCAGAAGUGGUGGCCAUCAAGAAGAUGUCCUACAGCGGGAAACAGUGCAAUGAGAAAUGGCAGGACAUCAUUAAGGAGGUGAAGUUCCUCCAGAAGAUCCAGCACCCCAACAGUAUUGAGUAUAAAGGAUGUUACCUGCGUGAGCAUACAGCAUGGCUGGUAAUGGAGUACUGCCUGGGAUCCACCUCGGAUGUUUUAGAGGUGCACAAGAAGCCGUUACCAGAAAUGGAAAUAGCAGCAAUUACUCAUGGGGCACUGCAAGGGUUGGCCUACCUUCACUCCCAUAAUAUGAUUCACAGAGACAUCAAGGCAGGGAACAUCCUGCUGACCGAGCCGGGGCAGGUGAAGCUGGCGGACUUCGGCUCGGCCUCCCUGGUCUCCCCAGCUAACUCCUUUGUGGGGACUCCAUAUUGGAUGGCCCCUGAGGUGAUCUUGGCCAUGGACGAGGGGCAGUAUGAGGGCAAGGUGGACAUCUGGUCUCUGGGGAUCACCUGUAUUGAAUUAGCUGAGAGGAAGCCUCCCCUCUUCAACAUGAAUGCCAUGAGUGCCUUAUACCACAUAGCCCAGAACGAGAGCCCCACGCUGCAGUCCAGCGAGUGGACGGAUUACUUUAGAAACUUUGUGGACUCGUGCUUGCAGAAGCUCCCUCAGGACAGGCCCACCUCUGAGGAGCUGCUCAAGCACGCGUUCGUCCAGCGCGAGCGGCCCGAGUCGGUGCUCAUGGACCUGAUCCAGCGCACCAAGGACGCCGUGCGCGAGCUGGACAACCUGCAGUACCGCAAGAUGAAGAAGAUCCUCUUCCAGGAGGCCCACAACGGCCCCACCACGGAGGUCGCAGACGAGGAGGAGGAGCCGGACCACAGCGGCGUGGGCCGCACGGGCACGGUGAACAGCGUGGGCAGCAACCAGUCCAUCCCCAGCAUGUCCAUCAGCGCCAGCUCCCAGAGCAGCUCCGUCAACAGCCUGCCCGACGCCGCCGACGCCGACAACAAGAGCGAGCUGGACCUGCUGGAGGGCGACCGCACAGUCAUGUCCAACAACUCCGUCAUCCACCUCAAACCCGCGGAGGAGAGCUACCAGGAGGAAGAGGAGGAGACGGAGCCCCAGAGCAGGCCCUCUGAGCCGGGCCAGUCUCCGCCCAGUCAGACGCCCCGCAGACCUGUCCGCAACCGCGAGCACUUCGCCACCAUCCGCACCGCCUCCCUGGUGACGCGUCAGAUCCAGGAGCACGAGCAGGACUCUGAGCUGCGUGAGCAGAUGUGGGGCUACAAGCGCAUGCGGCGGCAGCACCAGAAGCAGCUGAUGGCCCUGGAGAACAAGCUGAAGGCCGAGAUGGACGAGCACCGCCUGCGGCUGGACAAGGAGCUGGAGAGCCAGCGCAGCAGCUUCUCCUCCGAGAUGGACAAGCUCAUCAAGAAGCACCAGGUCGCCAUGGAGAAAGAUGCCAAGACCUUUAACAACGAUGAGAAGAAAUUCCAGCAGCACAUCCAGAGCCAGCAGAAGAAGGAGCUCAACAGCUUCCUGGAGUCGCAAAAGCGGGAGUACAAACUCCGCAAGGAACAGCUGAAAGAGGAGCUGAACGAGAACCAGUCGACACCAAAGAAGGAGAAGCAGGAGUGGCUGUCCAAGCAGAAGGAGAACAUCCAGCACUUCCAGGCGGAGGAGGAGGCCAACCUGCUGCGGCGCCAGCGGCAGUACCUGGACCUGGAGUGCCGCCGCUUCAAGAGGCGCAUCCUCAUCGCCCGCCACAACGUGGAGCAGGACCUGGCCCGCGAGGAGCUGAACAAGCGUCAGACGCAGAAGGACCUGGAGCACGCCAUGCUGCUGCGCCACCACGAGUCCAUGCAGGAGCUGGAGUUCCGGCAGCUGAACAUCAUCCAGCGGCAGCGCGCCGAGCUGAUCCGCACGCAGCACAUGACGGAGCUCACCAACCAGCAGGAGUACAACAAGCGCCGCGAGAGGGAGCUGCGCCGCAAGCACGUCAUGGAGGUCCGCCAGCAGCCCAAGAGCCUCAAGUCCAAAGAGCUCCAGAUCAAGAAGCAGUUCCAGGACACGUGUAAGAUCCAGACGCGGCAGUACAAGGCGCUGCGCAACCACCUGCUGGAGAACACGCCCAAGAGCGAGCACAAGGCCGUGCUCAAGCGCAUCAAGGAGGAGCAGACGCGCAAGCUGGCCAUCCUGGCCGAGCAGUACGACCACUCCAUCAACGACAUGCUCUCCACGCAGGCCUUGCGUCUGGACGAGGCGCAGGAGGGCGAGUGCCAGGUGCUGCGCAUGCAGCUGCAGCAGGAGCUGGAGCUGCUGAACGCGUACCAGAGCAAGAUCAAGAUGCAGACGGACGCGCAGCAGGAGCGCGAGAGGAAGGAGCUGGAGCAGAGGGUGUCCCUACGCCGGGCCCUGCUCGAGCAGAAGAUUGAGGAGGAGAUGCUGGCCCUGCAGAACGACCGCCUGGAGCGCAUCCGCUCGCUGCUGGAGCGGCAGGCGCGCGAGGUGGAGGCCUUCGACUCGGAGAGCAUGCGCCUGGGCUUCAGCAACAUCCUGCUGGCCAACAUCUCCCCGGAGGCCCUCAGCCACAGCUUCCCCGGGGCCCCCGCCAGCUGGGCCCCCCAGCAGCAGGGCCCGCACCACUCCAGCAGCUCCCAGGGGCCCCACUGGGGCAGCGGCGGCAGCGGCAGCAGCAUCUCCAGCCAUCACGGCGUGGGCGGCGGCGGCGGCGGCGGCCACCACUACUACCACUCCAGUCCAGGAGGGGGCCCGAGCAGCGGAGGCUCGCCGUGGGGCCACGCGUCGUCGGGGGCCAUGCCAAAAAGCAGCGGCGGGGUGGCGCGCAACAGCCCCCAGGCCCUGAACAGGACCUCGUCGGGGGGCCACGGAGAGCCGCCCAUGAGCAGGAGCACCAGCAUCACCUCGCAGAUCUCCAACGGCUCCCACCUGUCCUUCAUGUAAUGCGCCCCCCCAGCACAGCCGGGCCAGGUCAGAGGUCAAAGGUCAAGGUCCGGGUCCGGGUCCAGCUCUGCUCCAGCCAGCGCGUCAGAGGGAGCGAUAGGGACAUGACAUGGCACCUCCUCUUCUCCUAACACCUCCUCUCUUCUCUACACUCCUCCUUUGGCUCUCUUCCUGCUCUACUUCCUGUGUGUGUGUAUGUGUGUGAAAAGGAGUGAGUGUGUGGGUGUGUGUUGUUUUAAGUUGUGCAGUUUUGUGGGCGUUUACAUUGCAGUGCACUUGCCCAGCACAGGUCAACCCAGUGCACAUGUGUCUAUAAAUAUAUAAACACUACUUUUGUUACAGGCUCACAGCAUUGCAUUUGAGUUUUUCUUUAUUUUAUUUGAACCCCCAAACUUAGUAUUCUUCCGAAAAACGGCUUUUUAAAAAAAAAAAAACUAGUCUAAAACUGUUCCUUAAAACGCAAACAACAAGGACCUGUGUUGCCUCCGUCGUCGGGAUUAGUGUGUGUGAGGCCGUGAGAGUUUCGGACGUGUUGUAGAGAAACACCUGACCCACCUCCACCCAGCCUCAGAAGUCCCUCACAUCUAAUCUGUCCAUCGCACCAGAGCAGGGCUGGAGGAGGUCGUUGUCCUCCUUAAGUAUGUACAGUACCAUUCACUCCACAGAUCAUGAAGUGGACUGCAGUGAUGAAGCUACAGGAUUGAAUUGAUAUAGUUCAUCUGAACAGGGUGUCGACAUUGCUUUGCAGUGUAGAAUUUGCCAUACCCCUUUCCUUUAUUUAAUCAUAGACUUCUUUUUGCCCUUCAUUCUUGAGUUUUUUUUUUUUUUUUUAAAUAAGGUGGACUUGAAGAUUAGAUUAUGAGUAAGCGUGUCCAGGUUUUUGCUAAGCUCCUUGAAAUGAGAUUCAGGGUAAGAAACGUGUUAAAUAAAACACAUUUUAUUACCCUCCCCUCCCCCUUUAUAGCCUAGCUGAAGGUCUCGUAUCAAAGCAAGGGGGUUGUAGGGGUUGCACUUUUGAACCCCGCCGUCUUUGGACGUGCUGCUCGGCAGUGACGCGAUCUGGGUGUUGCUGGGCGGCGGAGUGUUUGGACGAGCCCCACAGACCCCGGCUGAGUAAUUGUUCCCAGCGUUUGGUGUGUCGGCCUACGGGAGGAGAGCUCCUCUAAGUCAUCCACUGCCAGUGAGCUCCGCACAGCAGUUAUGGGAAUGCGCCUCCUCCCUCCCCCUUUUAAAGCAGGCUUGGAUGUGCAAGGCAGGGCCAGCCGAACGCACCCCAGUCAGUUCCCGGUAAUGUGCACAUGGGGCUCUGGAAAUGCCUAUCUUGAUUUAAGAGGCCAGAGUCUUCUCUAGGCCCAAGGAGAGUAUGUUGCGUUGCAUACGAGCGGUCCAGGGCUGCAGAAAGGCUGCUUACCCUGACACCUAGUGGUGUGUUUGUGAAAUGUAGUUGUUCCCAGGUUUGUAAGGAUUGUUUGUGUGUGGUGUUUUUGUUUGUUUGUUUGUUUGUUUAUUGUUGUUGAACAACAAUAGCCCCAACUCUUGUGUCAUACUAACAUUCAGCCAUUGGGUGUAUACUUCCCAAGGAUUGAUAGGGAUCCCAAAGCCAAAAACAUAGUGUUCAGUGCCUUGAAAUUAUUAUUUAGUACUGAAAUAUGUGCAGUACAGAGCAGAAUAAUGAAUGUUUUAAAUUGUAUAUUGUUUCAGAUAUAGUCCCAAAUGAAAAUUGUAUUUUUAUCAAAUGCAUAUGUUGAAAUAUGCGGUAAUGUAAGAGAUAAAGAUUGAUGAGGUAUCUAAUCCCAUGCCAGCAGACAUGCAUAGAAUUUACGCCAAACUAAUCACAGUGUUAGGACAGUGGUCAUUUUCCAUGGUGCCUUGUAUGGCAGCUGCCAAGUAGAAGCACUUUAUUACAGCUGUCGUAUGGGUUUCUAAUCACGUACGUGUGUGUGUGUGUAUGUGUCUGUGUGUCUUGAAGUGAUGCAAACCUGGACACCCAGGUUUACCUGCACAUAAUAUGUUUAACUGGUUGAUUCAGAAUGUACUGUAAUGAGAAGUUACUUGUUUUUCUUUGCCAAGCUUGGUCAUGUGUUAUUAGAAGGUUUAGGUAGUCAGGUGAGUUACUGAUGUCUGAAUGGAGCCUUGAGGCAAUGGCACUCGAGUGGAAAUAUUGUGUCUGAGGUUUUUUGGGGUGGUGGUGGUUAAAAUUGAGUUUCAGGUUUCAGAUUCCGUUUUCCUACAGUUGGUUUGUGGCUAAUGGAGAUGUCUAAUCUCCUACUGGGUGGAGUUGAAUAGGAUUGCUUUCACUAGUGAGAGGUCUGAUUUGAAGUUUGGUUGAAGCAGUGGAAUUCUGUCAGGGCUUUCUCAUUAGGUGCGGAAGAGAGUGUGUUUGUGCGUCUGUUGCUGUUGGUAUUAGUAUUAUCAUCAUCAUCAUCAUCAUCAUUGUAAUAGUAAUGAACAAUGCUUCUGUUACUGCUCCUUCUCCUGUGAAGAACCCUGAUGGCUUGUUUGGAGUGGGCUGGUAUUUCUCCGAUCUCUCACUAAACCACACUGAGGCAUACAUUGUCCCUCAAUACGUAUUAAAUACAAAACACUAUGCAGCCAAUCUAAGCACAUUAGUCAAGGCUAGUGAUUUCUGCCUAACCCCUGCGAAUAUGUAUUGUGGUAUUUCAAGAAGAAAAAAAAAGCUUCUGAUUGCAUCACCAACAUAAACCCACCGUAACAAUACUUUCUAUGCAUCUUUAAAAGUGUUUGACCAAGCACUUAGGCAGAAUGCACUGUGACAGUGGCAGGGAUGGUGUGUGUGUUAGUGUGUGUGUGUGUGUGUAUAUGUGUGUGUGUGAAUGUGUGUGUUUACACUCACUUUUUCACUCUCUUUCCCUCGGUCUCCCUCCUCUCUGUCUGUCCACCUGGCCUGUCCACUCUCUCUCUCUCUCUCUCUCUCUGCCUUUGAGCUGGGCUGAGGGCACAUGCUGCCGAGAGCCUCUCUGGUUUUCUGGGCAGACGAGCACUGCUGCUCCUGCUGUUCGCCCCCUGCUGUUCACACUAAAGCAACACACCCGAAGGCACCGGAGAGCAGACACACCUCUCCAUGGGACAUUUCAGGCCCAGGGACACUUCAAAAAAAAAAAAUUAAGAAAAAAAUACCAUCACUAACUUUUAGGAGGUUUGAGAAAGCAGAACACUUUAAGAAACGUGUGUGAGUGUGAGAGAGAAAGGGAGAAAGAGAAGGAGGAUGUGUUUGUGUAAAAUUGUAAAUUAUGACCGUAAAGGUCAAUGCAGAAAAGAAAAAAAAAACGACCAGCUUUUCUUUUAGUUUCUUGCUGAAGAGCGGAGCGGACUGAGAGAGGAGGCCGCGUGGCCGUCUGUGCCGGGCUGAGGAGCGUGCUGAGGUGUGUCCUGAGAGGCCAUGGCAGGAGCUCCCUGCCAGUCUCACAAGAUCAGGGACUAGUGUUUACAUGCCACCUCUACACACACACACACACACACACACACACACACACACACACACACACACUUUCCAGGCUCCUGGCAAGCCAUUGCCCCAUUAGAAUGAGUUGGCACUUCUCAACUUCUCCAUACCAGAAAGCAUCUGAAAUCCUCCUACUUUUUUUUACUUUCCGUUUUUGGCAUUGCAAAGAAUGUAACGCUUCCACUGUGCAUCAGAAAAGACAAGACUUAAGCGGUUUCUUGGCCACUGAAAAAGAAAUUAUAUAUAUAUAUAUGGCAGACCUCAGGUUGUCAGUCAAGGUUCAGGUUCAAGCGUCUGAUCCAGGAACAGUUUUUGUCAAACCUGACUUCCUGCCUCCACCACCUCUGCUGUGUGUCCAUGUCCCUCCCCCUCCCCCUCAGACCAGCAGCAUCCCUCAGGCGUUCAUCACCUUCCACUGAUUUGAACUGUACCUAUCAGCCCCUACGGCUGAGUCGCCCUCAUGUACAUACUGAGGGCCUUUGUUGAUAUUCUUGUUUUUGAUAAAUGUCUGUGAGAGUGAGGCUGUAGAGGUGUUUUGUUUCCCCCUGGCCCUAUUAAUUUUAUUUACCCGACAUCUCCUCUCCACGUCUGUGGACAAUUAUUUUAGUAUUAUGAUGAUACUCACCUUCUUUUAUGUCCUACUGACUGAACGUAUAGAAAGAGGGUUAAAGGAAGGGGGAAACAGAUUUAAUAUUAAACCUUUUUGUUUUUUUGUUUUUUGGAGAUAAAAAAAAAAAAAAAGCGUAUUAGAGGUCCAGCCUCUGGUCGAACACUGUGCCAUCUACAGUAUGAACUGCCAAGCCCAAACACUACUGCAUUGGCCCCACUCUGGAGUAUCCUUUCGCCUCUGGAUGGGAAUGAGAAGAACUAGUUCCGGCAGUUACCAAGAGGUGGAGCUCAUAGCCUCCCAUGACUCAAGCAAAGCAGUGGAGAUGGGGAAUAAUUUUAAA